CGUUGUAGUCCUUGUUGUAGUUAAAGUUGUAGUCCUUGGUGUUGUUGUUGUCUUCUCUCUGGAUCAUGAGCGACACUUGUUUGGACGCUUUGUUGUCCACACGCGACGGUCAGAUUGGUUUAUUGACGUUGCCACGGGAGGAUUUGCGGGUGACGGGGGAUUCCGCGUCGUCGGGCGACACGACGCCACCCAGUUCCUUCGUCUUGCUGCAACUGCCCGUUGGUUGGCAGGCCCGUGAUCUCCGGGACGCCCACUUCGUCGCCAAUCGUUCUCAACAAGUUGUCCUGGUAUCGGAAGCACACCAUUGUUCCUUUACGGCGCAUCGCGUCGAGACGUCCAACGUGCUCGUCCUUGUGCCUCCCCGGAAGACGACAAACCAUCAAGCCAAUGCUGCUGCUGAUGCUAAUGAUACUGGUGCUGAGGCUGAGGCUGGCUUUGCCCUUCACGAUACACAAGCCGCGGACGGUGACACACCGUGGAAGCGCGACACGGACGAACCCGCAUCGAGAGAAUGGAAAAAGGCCAAACUUGCGGCACCCCGGGACGCGUCUCCCCUCGUUCCCGUACCCGCACGUUUAUUGAAACCCGGGGGGAUUGGUUCUUCCUUUUUGGAAUUGCGACCCACCGUCUUGGCUCGGAACGACCUUCAACGUGCCUUGCGGCAAGCACUGCCACCCAAUGAUGCCGAAUGGAACCCACAGUCUUAUUCGGAUUGCCGACACUCCGACCGUACGAGGAUGCAACGCGGACGCACCGUUGCGCAGCUCGCCAAUUACUUGCAAACGUCGACCCAACAGAUUCGCAACGGACUCGCUGCCUUGCCACAGGCCUUUCCGUUGCCCCACUCUCACAACAACAACAACAACAAAGUCCACCACCAGACCACCUCCUUCGUGUACUUGUCCGAAGUGGUACUACAGGACAUUCUCGAUGCCAUUGUCGCGACUCUCGCCGAAGUGGACGACUGUUCCGAUUACGCCCAACACGGAGUGCUCCUGCACUCGGUACUGAUCCCGGAAGCCCUCCAACGACUCUCUCCCCCCGUGACCACGGUGCACACGGACGAUGCGAACCUGCUUCUUUGGCAAGCGCUCAUUCGACACGGCGUCGAUACCUUGCGAGACGAGUCUUGCUCCAGUCCACACAUUCCGUCCGAGUCGGACACUGACUGUGAGCCACGCACCGUACUCACGGUCUCCAAGGUCGCUCGGCUCGUCGCACGCCGACUGUUUCAGAUGCAAACGGCUCCGUGGGAGGAACGUCGCUUCCUAGCGCGUUGGCAAUCCGAAUUGCCCGGGGUGGGACAUAUCUACGCCGUCCACGUGGCCAUGUUGCGGGGUCUAGCGAUUCGGAACGAAGGAUCCUCCACCGAACGUUCCGUCUCGGAUAGAACGUCAACCGCCACCGUUCCCGAAGAAGCGACUUGGCGGUACUUGGCGGCCGACCAAGUGGUGGUACGGUCUCACGAGCAUGCCGAUCCCACCACCACGGGCUACCCGACGGAAUCCUAUUUCGACGUCUUGUUCCAGACCCAGUCGUUGUGGACCUUGGACGCUUUGCAACCGUACCUGGAUUACCUAGUGGUUGAAACGGCCACGACGCAAGCCGAUUUAUUGUUGCGGCAUACGAAGUUGAUCAUCCGGACCGAUCCUCUUACUGGGGCAACUCUUCAGUUCUUUACCAAACGAUAG
Molecule: messenger RNA, 1691 nt
Organism: Phaeodactylum tricornutum CCAP 1055/1
Lineage: Eukaryota; Bacillariophyta; Bacillariophyceae; Surirellales; Neidiaceae
Exons: 2
Coding region: 66-1691 (541 amino acids)
Biological process (GO): mitotic sister chromatid cohesion; maintenance of mitotic sister chromatid cohesion
Cellular component (GO): chromatin; nucleus; chromosome, centromeric region
Source: RefSeq, a predicted model, not a curated record